AUGGGGGACGAUCAGAACCACCACGAUGCCAACGGUGAUCAUUACUCCCUGGACCAAGUGCUGGCGCCGGGUUCCAAUCCGAUGACCCCGCGGCCGCCGCCGAUAUCCGCCCCGCCGUCGCAGUUCCACUCCCCCUCCCUCGCCCGGUCGCCGCUCCUCAUGAUGUCCCCCGACCGCGUCGUGACGGCCCCCGUCAGCACGAACCGGACCCCGAUGGGCGGCCGGACCCCAAGGAGCGGCGCCAGGACGCCGGGGAGGUUCCGGACGCCGCGAUUCAUCACGCCGUUGGGUUCCCCGCUGAGGAAGGCCCUCCACAUGACGAAGCUGGACCCGCACGACGCGUGGCUCCCCAUCACGGAGUCGAGGAACGGUAACGCCGUCUACGCGGCGUUUCACACGCUCUGCUCCGGCAUCGGGAUUCAGGCCCUCAUCCUCCCCGUCGCCUUCACCGCCCUUGGUUGGGCGUGGGGAGUUAUAUGCUUGACACUAGCAUUCAUAUGGCAGCUCUACACACUCCACAUCCUCGUCCAGCUCCACGAAUCGGUCGAAACCGGCGUGCGUUACAGUCGGUACCUUCAGCUCGCUAAUGCAGCUUUCGGUGAGAGGGUAUCGAAAUUGUUGGCGAUGUUUCCGAUAAUGUACUUGUCGGGCGGGACGUGUGUGGCGUUGAUCAUCAUCGGCGGCUCCACGUCCAAGCUGUUGUUCCAGACCAUAUGCGGCGGCGCGUGCUCGUCACACGACCCGACCACCGUCGAGUGGUACUUGAUUUUUACCUUCGCGGCGGUGCUCCUGUCGCAGCUCCCCAACCUCAACUCCAUCGCCGGGGUGUCCCUCGUCGGAGCCAUCACGGCGGUCGGGUACUGUACAAUCAUAUGGGCCGUGUCGGUCGCCGAGGGGCGGAUGCCCGGCGUGUCGUACAACCCGGUUCGUCCGGGUUCGGAUCUUGAGAAGGUUUUCAGCGUCUUGAACGCGCUUGGGAUCAUCGCGUUUGCUUUCAGGGGACAUAAUCUCGUACUCGAAAUUCAGGCAACAAUGCCUUCAAGUGAAAAGCAUCCAUCAACAGUGCCAAUGUGGAAAGGUGUCAAAGUUGCUUAUGCCCUAAUCUCUAUGUGCCUUUUCCCCCUCGCCAUUGGAGGAUAUUGGGCCUAUGGUCAACUGAUCCCACAGGGCGGGAUGCUGACAGCGUUGUUCGCCUUCCACGGUCAGGACACGUCGCGCUUCAUCCUGGGGCUGACCAGCUUCUUCGUGGUGGUGAACGCGGUGAGCUCGUUCCAGCUCUACGGGAUGCCAAUGUUCGACCAGAUGGAGUCGUCCGUGGUGACCAAGCUGAAGAGGCCCUGCCCCGUCUGGGUCAGGGCGUCGCUGAGGGUGACGUUCGCGUUCUCGUGCUUCUUCACGGCGGUGGCCCUGCCGUUCCUGGGGAGCGUGGCGGGUCUCAUGGGAGGGAUCGCGCUGCCGAUCACACUGGCAUACCCGUGCUUCAUGUGGCUCAAGGUCAGGAAGCCGACCAGGUUCAGCAAGUCGUGGCUCGUGAACUGGGUGCUGGGGGUUUUCGGGCUGGCCCUGAGUGGUGCGUUGAUUGUUGCCGGGGUUUAUGUUGUGAUUGACAAUGGAAUUAAGUUCAGCUUCUUCAAGCCUACUUAG
Linum trigynum is the source of this 1644-nucleotide messenger RNA. The record is from the annotation of a GenBank genome assembly. NCBI's taxonomy places the organism in Eukaryota, Viridiplantae, Streptophyta, Magnoliopsida, Malpighiales, Linaceae.